This is a messenger RNA of Electrophorus electricus (electric eel), 3543 nucleotides long. Its product is annotated as adapter molecule crk-like. Gene Ontology annotation, molecular function: receptor tyrosine kinase binding; signaling adaptor activity. The record is from RefSeq and is a predicted model, not a curated record. Gene Ontology annotation, biological process: enzyme-linked receptor protein signaling pathway; cell migration. NCBI's taxonomy places the organism in Eukaryota, Metazoa, Chordata, Actinopteri, Gymnotiformes, Gymnotidae. Gene Ontology annotation, cellular component: cytoplasm.
CGUCCACCAUUUCAGUUUUUGAGUUAGGUAAAUGUUGGUACAAAUAGGUUAGAUUUAACAAAGAAAAUAUCUAUCUGAAACGAAGGCGUUUACAAUUACGUUAUUGCUUUUUGGGCAGAUUGGACCGCCUGGAUUAUAAUUUACGGCCCGAAGUAGUACCGAUACAGUUUUCUUUCUCCAAGCGUGUUACACUGGGAGCCAAAGUUUUUGUAUGAGUUGAGUCCUGCUAACGGACAGCCAGAGGCGAAGCAAGGCCUAGUACCCUCGGUGGGAGUAACAGUCAUGGCUGGUAAUUUUGACGCCGAGGACCGUGCUAGCUGGUAUUGGGGCAAAAUUAGUAGAAAGGAUGCUGUAUCUCUGUUGCAGGGUCAGAGACAUGGCGUAUUCUUGGUUAGAGACUCAACAACCAGCAAGGGAGACUACGUGCUCUCCGUCUCUGAAAACUCUAAAGUCUCGCAUUAUAUAAUCAACAGCAUUAGCAACAACCGGCAGUCUGGAUCAGGUGUGGCUCCUUCGCGGUUUCGUAUUGGGGACCAGGAGUUUGACACGCUCCCUGGCCUCCUUGAGUUCUACAAGAUCCACUACCUAGACACCACCACACUCAUCGAGCCCAUCGGCAGAGCCAAGAACACCAGCUUCAUCAGCACCACGCCUGCUGGUGCCCCCCACAGGUCAGAGGAAGCAGAGUAUGUACGCGCCCUUUUCGACUUUCCUGGCAACGACGAGGAAGACCUUCCAUUCCGCAAGGGUGAUAUCCUGCGGGUGCUGGAGAAGCCAGAGGAGCAGUGGUGGAAUGCCCAGAACACAGAGGGUCGUGCUGGGAUGAUCCCCGUGCCCUAUGUGGAGAGGUACCGACCCGCCUCUCCUACCUCUAUAGGAGGGCCACCCAUAGCACAGGCCGGGCUUGGCACCCCUGUGCUUGGGACGCAGGAUGGCACCGGAUCGCCAGUCCCCACAAAGCUGGACUAUGCCCAGCCUGUGGUCAACACCCCACUACCCAACCUACAGAAUGGGCCAGUGUUUGCCAGGGCCAUCCAGAAGAGGGUGCCCAAUGCCUAUGACAAGACUGCUCUCAGCCUGGAGGUGGGUGACCUGGUGACCGUGACGAAGAUUAACGUGAACGGCCAGUGGGAGGGAGAGUGCAAGGGCAAGAAGGGUCACUUCCCCUUCACACACGUCCGUCUGCUUGACCAACAGCAGCCCGAGGACGAGAGCUGAGACCCGCACGCACACACCCCGCAGAUCUCCACACAUUGUCACGACUGCUCAGCUCCUCCUCGCGCCCAUUCCAGAAUCCGCUGGAGCUAAAAUGCGCCCGACACGGCCGCGUUAGUGUCCCACUACCCCGACAUGCUCCUUUACUCAAAGCCACGCAGGUAUCGCCAGCUUCACGUGUGCACGCACAUCCGUAGAACAGUGCUGCUGUAGCUCUUUCACAGGCCUGCCCUCCAUACCUGACCACAUAUUGCGACAUACGCCUGUGCGCACGCGUAUAGACUAGCAGUGAUUUGUUGUCCGAAUGCCAGAACAGUGGGAAGUAAUGGACAGAGACGGUUGACGUGCCCUCUGACUGCUGAAAGCCUGCUCGGGAAAAGGAGAGGCGGCGCUACCUGUCUGUCUGUCGCCAGUCUCGGGGACUUGAGGCGAGGCCUGCUAUCUGUCUGUCUCUUGGGGGCUAGACCGCGCUGGCCUCCUCUGGAAGUGUACGCUGAUGUGCCUGUUUGGUCCGAUCAACACUACCAGUCAUUCUCCAGUCCUCCUUUUGUACUGAAAAGAAAAAUGGAAUAUAAUGUCAGACACAAAUUACACACACUAAAUAGUAUGUCAGUUUGGAUCACUUUGAUUUAACAUUUGUCCUUUUUUUUUUUUUUUUUUUUUUUUUUCCCCUGAUUUUAUAAUGCCUGAUGACACUGCUGGUAUCUGAAGCAUUUCUAGAGGGUGCAACAUUAUUUGAGAAUAGAAAUAUGUAUUUGAAAGGGGGAAAAAAAAAAUCUCUUUCCCCCCCUCACUUCUGUCAUCCUUGGUCCUGUGUUCUCUCUGUACAUUCCCCCCCCCGCUCCCCAGUGCCAAAUCUCACAGCACAUGUCCACACUGCUGCCUUGUUUAUUUUUCUAUGUUUAAAAAAAAAUCAAACAAAAGCACUGUUGUGCUCACCAGCUCUGAGAUCAAUCUCUAUGUCCCCAAAAAUCUAUGGAUGUGCUCCAAUACCUUAAGAAUGUUCAAACAUGCUGCUUAAACGCUCAUGUCCUCAGUGCUGAUUGUAGACAACCCUUAAGAGCAGUAACACCUUUCCCCUCUCAUUAGUGUCCUGUACAUGGGUGCAUGCUAUUACAUGUUGCAUUGGUCUAGAGGAACGCACGACAGGCAGACACAGACAGGUCUGGGGUCUAUGGGGUGUUGCCAGCCUCCUGUCUCCUAUUUGCUAACCCUUUGCUACAGCUGGGGUUGCAGCAACAGCUCUAUUGACAGGUGGGCUUGUAUGAUGCUUGCCAAAGGUGAAAGCGUUCUGACUCACUGCAUAUGGCAUCAGUCAAGCACUUCGUUAGGUGAGCCAACCAGGAUUUGACCAGCACUGGGAGGCCUGCUCAUUGGUCCUUUUCUUCAGAGGUGUUUGAUUUUAGAAUUGAGUAUUUAGUCCAACUUAUACCAGGUGUAAAGUAGCAGAAUGGAGACGGUUGUAAAAUUCUGUGGCUGCUCUGAUUAUAAGAAUUAGGCUAAUUGUACAUUCCAUUAGUUUCUGGUGAAAAGUACAAGUUUCAUCCAGCAUUUUGGCUUGCUAUGAAAUGUUAGUAUAGCCUUUUGGUCAGGCAACAUUGAGGUGUUUUUACAAGUGUCUUCUCUGGGUCCACUACGUUUCUGAUCUUUGCUUUUCCUGAUGAAAAAUGCCAUGUCUACAGCAUCUUGAACAGUCCAACAGAGUUAAUGCUCAAAGCUUUAAAGACAUGAUCGAAAGUCUGCAACUAAUGGCAUAUAAUGUGUCUCCUUAUUGUAGGGAAAAAAUGACUGACUUACUGAGCUGACCCAUAUUUAGUUAUUCGUUCAUCUGAAUGAAACAUAAGCAUUUGCAAGAUGCCUUUAACAUUUGCUUCAACUAUCCAUAUUGUGAUUGUGUAUAUUCUGUUGUAUUGUGUUUGGUUUUAACACAGAACACUAUAGAUUGACCAGAUUAACAUGUGCCACAAAACUUUGAGAGAAUUGCAAAUACAGGGUUUUAAUAUGUCAGCGAUGAAUAUGACUAAUUCCUGUCAGAAGUGAAAUACAGAGGUAACUGAGCCAUAUAUGUAAUGAAUUUGUUUUAAAACCAUUGGAUCAAUAUCCUUUUACUGUUUUUUAAAAUAAUUUAUUUUUGUAGUAUUCCAUAAGAUGGUCACCAUCUAAAGCUGGACCAUAGCAAUGCUUUACACAUACUGAUCCGCCUUAUGCAAAUAGUUCCGUUAUUCUGUUGCGUUUUCUUGUAUGUGACUUUGUAUAAGAACCACUGUUUGUCACCUGAGCUGCUGUCAUCCCUUUCUGUGUGUGUGUGUGUGUGUGUGUGUGUGUGUG